AUGAUUGCGUUACAAAAUCGGCCUAUAUUGCCUCCUGCCAAAGUGGAUAUCUCACUGCUACUCAAGCCCCAAGAUGAGGAGGAAGCCGCCCCAAGUUUGAACACCGGGUACCCGCCCAGAACGAUAGGGCCACCACUAGGCUUGGGUCCCAUGAUGACUAUGCCAGGUCCGGCUGCUAUGGCCAUGCCACCCUUGACUAAGACUGGUCCCUCGGGUGCUGCUAAGCGCCUACAGCCCUCACAUACAGCCGAAUCUCCUGCAAAGAAGCAGUCCAAAUGGUCGCCAGAUGAGGAUGCUUUGAUUAUUGAACUGCGUGGCAGUGGCAUGAAGUGGGAAGACAUCAGCAAACGACUACCCGGCCGCAGUGCCAUCAGCUGUCGUCUUCAUUAUCAAAACUACCUGGAGCGCCGAAGUGAGUGGGACGAGGACAAGAAAAACAAGUUAGCCCGUUUAUAUGAGAGAUUCAAAGCCGAAAUGUGGUCUAAGGUUGCGGAGGAAAUGGCUAUCCCAUGGCGUGCCGCUGAGGCCAUGCACUGGCAGCUAGGGGAGCAGGAAAUGGCUCGCCGCGCGGGUGUUGUGCCAUUUUCACUUUCCAGCGCUGCCAUCGAUCCCCCUACCACCAGAACGCGCCGCGCCAGCACCUCUCUAUCCCGGCCGAGGAAAGGCUCUUCCUCCCGCGCAAUCCCAGGCCAUCUACCUGGUCUUCCACCCCAGCUUCCGUCCCUUGAAGAGCUCACUGCAGGCGUUCCUGCCUACGCGCCUGCCCCCCCGCCCCCAAGAGAGUUCUAUGGAAUCGGUCGACCGCCAGAGAUGGGAAUCCCCCCGCCAGGUCUCAUGGGCCCUCAUCUUGGCAUGCCUCCUCGAACCAUGCCCUAG
Penicillium paradoxum is the source of this 876-nucleotide messenger RNA. RefSeq names its product MYB DNA-binding domain protein. Gene Ontology annotation, cellular component: nucleus. Lineage: Eukaryota; Fungi; Ascomycota; Eurotiomycetes; Eurotiales; Aspergillaceae. The transcript is spliced from 2 exons. Gene Ontology annotation, biological process: regulation of DNA-templated transcription. Gene Ontology annotation, molecular function: RNA polymerase II cis-regulatory region sequence-specific DNA binding; DNA-binding transcription factor activity, RNA polymerase II-specific. The record is from RefSeq and is a predicted model, not a curated record. The coding region runs from base 1 to 876 and encodes 291 amino acids.